CAGCCGACAUCCAAGUCCUAAGGAGCUCCUACAUCCCGCACCACCACCAAACAAACAGCAACAUGUACAAGCUGGUCGUCCUCGCAGCCCUGGUGGCCGUAGCCCGCGCUGGAGUCAUCUCCGCCGGGUACGCGGCGCCGCACGCCAUCGCCGCCCCCGCCUACGCCGCCGCCCCCGCCUAUGCCGCCGCUGCCGCCCCCAUUGAAUACGACCCCAACCCCCACUACAGCUUCGAGUACUCGGUGAGCGAUGCUCACACCGGCGACCAGAAGGCGCAGCACGAGACUCGCGAGGGCGACGUGGUGCAGGGCAGCUACUCCCUGGUCGAGCCCGACGGCUCCGUGCGCACCGUCGAGUACACCGCCGACCCGCACAACGGCUUCAACGCCGUCGUGCACCGCCAGGCCGGAGCGCACCCCGCCCCCGCGCCCGCCCCCAUCGCCGUCGCCAAGGUGCACGCGCCCGUCGCCUACGCCGCCGCCCCCGCCUACGCCGCCGCCCCCGCCUACGCCGCCGCCCCCGCCUACGGCUACAAGCACCUCGGCUGAAGCGCCGUGCUGCCCACCUCACACUCUUCUCAUCGCCUAAUCCGCAUCUUGUAAAUACGCCUCUGUUUCUAUUUAUCGCUUGCCAGUCAGGGUGACAUGUUGUUGUGUGGCCAUGUUGUACCUUUUGUUCAUGAACAUCCUCAAUAAAACGUAGUUACAAAAAUUU
Schistocerca serialis cubense is the source of this 714-nucleotide messenger RNA. RefSeq names its product cuticle protein 7. Gene Ontology annotation, cellular component: extracellular matrix. Lineage: Eukaryota; Metazoa; Arthropoda; Insecta; Orthoptera; Acrididae. The record is from RefSeq and is a predicted model, not a curated record. Bases 63 to 548 code for a protein of 161 amino acids. The transcript has 3 exons.